Messenger RNA from Tuber melanosporum (Perigord truffle), 904 nucleotides. RefSeq lists its product as uncharacterized. The record is from RefSeq and is a predicted model, not a curated record. NCBI's taxonomy places the organism in Eukaryota, Fungi, Ascomycota, Pezizomycetes, Pezizales, Tuberaceae. Gene Ontology annotation, molecular function: lysozyme activity. The transcript has 3 exons. The coding region runs from base 107 to 904 and encodes 265 amino acids.
CACCCGGUGUACUUCACACAUAAUCACUCUUUAUUCCGUCCAACUCCCUCUCUUGAUAUUUUUAUUUUUCCUGCUAUUAAAAAAAGGAAAGAAGGAAAGGGCCAGCAUGAAGAGCAUUUCUUUCAUCAGUCUGUUCGCAUCGACCCUAGUCGUCAGCACCAGUGCAAUCCCGCACGUUAAUAGCCUCUUCGGAAGAGCCACUACUACUCAGGAUCCCUGCUAUACGGAGAAGUAUGGGAAGGGGUACUGCCAAAAACCAAAGUAUUGCAAGGGUAUAUUCGUCAGGGGAGCAUAUUGCGGGGGCGAAGACGGCAACUACGAGAAUCAAUGCUGUGUAGAGCUCGUGUGUAAAGUGCCCGCGGGUGCGGGAUACUGCCGUGUGAAAGACAGAGGUUGUCCCGGUGGAAAAUUCCAACCCAGUGAUCCUGGACCUUCCGAAUGGCCCUGCACCGGUGAAAACACCCAAUGCUGUGUCCCGGACAAAACAUCCUCCCCCCCCUCGCCCGACUCGGACACCUCCACCACCAACACCAACAAUACAUCAGAGCACGUCGGCGGUGACGGCCGUAUCAACCAAGAGGCAAUCAAAAUGAUUAAAAAACUCGAAGGCUUCCGCGGCGAUAUAUACAAAGACCAAGUCGGCGUAGACACAAUCGGCUACGGACACAACUGCGUGACAGCGCCGGGCACCUGCGAAGCCCUGAAUCCACCCAUCACCGAGAAGGAGGCCGAAGACUUGAUGAUGAAGGAUAUGGAACAGUUCGAGAAAUGCGUCUGCGAUUUGCCGAAUUCGGAGGAGCUUACUUCUAACCAGUUUUGUUCAAUGGUUAGGUAUGUUUGCACUUUUUUUUUUUUUGCAUUUCCUUGCACUAGAAUCCAACCCUAUUCGGGGCUCCUGGACUAA